Molecule: messenger RNA, 1775 nt
Organism: Rhodamnia argentea
Lineage: Eukaryota; Viridiplantae; Streptophyta; Magnoliopsida; Myrtales; Myrtaceae
Product: patatin-like protein 7
Exons: 4
Biological process (GO): lipid metabolic process
Source: RefSeq, a predicted model, not a curated record
UCGUCUUCCAUCUACCGACGCCCUCAGGGAAAGAGAGAGAGAGAGACCAAGGGGUGGGUCGUUCCUUCGUUUCUUUCCCUCGGGACGAAUGGAUUGAUCGGAAGUGGGCUUUGAGCCGGUCUUGCGGAGGGAUUUCGUCGGGGUGUUUCCGAAUGGUGGAGAGAUUUUGUGGACCAGCGAUAAAGAAACCGCAAAAACGAGGCGUUCCGAUGGCAGCCAAUAACAAUAACUCAUCGGAGAUGCCGGAAGAGCCGAGCAUCGACACCGACAAGCUCAGCUAUGAGAUCUUCUCAAUCCUCGAGAGCAAGUUCCUCUUUGGCUACGACGACCCCAAGCUCCGGGUCCCCAAGCAAAAUAACAACCCCUUCGCCAUCAAGAACCAGCGAGGUAAAAUCUGCAUCCUUGCCGUCGAUCGCGGCAGCAUGCGGGGCAUCCUCCCCGGCGAAACCUUCGCCUAUUUGGAGCAUGCCCUCAAGUCGAAGUCCGGCAACCCGGACGCCAGCAUCGUUGACUACUUCGACGUCAUCGCGGGCACCGGCGUAGGCGUCAUCUUUACCGCCAUGCUUUUCGCCACAAAGGACCACAGCCGCCCUCUUUUCUGGGAAGACGACACGUGGAAGUUCCUCGCCGACCAUGGCCAGAAGUUCUACUGCUUACAGCCCAUCUCCGGCUCAGGCGAGUUCUCGCGGAGGCUCUUACGGGGUGCUCCGCCAGCUCCACGUCGUCGGUGACAUGUCGACCGGAGAGGCUUGUGAGGGGCAAGGAGGAGGCGGACUCUAAGGGACACGCCGAAGCCGAUCCCGGUGCCGUGCUACGACCUAAUGAGCUCGGCACCACUCUUGUUCUCGCGUGCAGACAUGCCGGAGACGGAUGGGUUCGACUUCCGGCUCCGGGAGGUGUGCCGGGUCACGUCGUCGGAGCCUGGUGUCCUGGAGUCGGUGCAUAUGCGGUCGGUGGACGGGUGGAUGCGGUGCGUGGCAAUGGGAGGGGCACUGGCGAUGAGCAACCCCGCGGCGGCGGCAAUCACGCACGUGCUACACAACAAGCGGGAGUUCUCGUUCGUGCGAGGGAUGGAGGACCUGUUGAAGAAGACAUGCAAAAGGCAGGAUCCUUUUAGCAUGUUCUUCCAUGAAAUUGAUGCGAGUUGUGUAGAAUUUAGCAUCGAACCAGCGCAUGGAAAAGCGAAAAAGUGGGGAUUCCGAAUAAUAUGCAAGCCAUUAGAGGACGAUUUAAAGAUCAAGAUUCGAGACAAUGAGCUGAUAGAUCCAAAUUUCCUCUAUGAGAUUGGUGAUUACUCAACAGAUCUAGAAGCCGAGAGUCCCCAUAUGCAUGAAGACAGUCCGAUCGAAGUAGAUCUAGUAAAGAACUCGCAAGAUUGUCAAAUGACCUCCGUCUGGCCGCCGUUGUCGCCGUUAGACCUGCCAGACAGCCGCCUGAAGCUCCCUCAGUCCGCCUGCCCUGUUUCGCAUCCGUGGGCUGUUCAAGCCCCGCCAGCCCUUGCCGCCGCCUCCCGACCUCCACCCACCACCCCGCCAUUGUCCCUCCAACCCCCAGACGCCGUCCCACCACCGUGCGCCGCCGCGGAGCCGCCCGACAGCUCCGGAUCAGACCCCAAGCCCGUCUGCCCUGUUUUUCGUCGCCCGAGCCGCCGCGGCUGUUCCAAAUUGCUCAGCCCAGAUCCAGCCACCCCAGACCACCCCCAACAACCAUCUUUGACCCCUCAUCAUCCCCCAAGGUCACCGGAAGUCGAUCGCCGCCUGUGGAGCUCAGAUUGA